GCCUAGCAAGCGAGGAGCCGCCGGGAAAGAAACAGGCCGCCCAAAGCUCCAAAGAUGAGCUUUGGCAUCCCUCCUGGGUGGAAGCCACCGGGGAGCGCACCAUCGCCCAACGCCUUCGAGCCGGCCCCCAGGAUGGAGAAAAGAUGAAACUCUUCACCUCCUGGUUCUGCCCCUUCGCUCAACGUGCUUGGAUUGCCCUGGAGGAGAAGGGUGUGGACUACUCCUACGUGGAGAUCAAUCCAUAUGAAGUCGACCCGCAGCUUCCAGGAGGAUACACGAAGAAGCAGCUGCCUAUCGAGGUGAAGAAGGCAAUGUACCCCGACUUCGUGCAGUCUUCUCCCAGGGGGUUGGUUCCGGCUGUGGCAGAUCCCAACGGAGACAAAGUUUGGGAAUCCCUGCACGUCGUGCAGUAUGUCGACGAACGCUUCGAUCACCCUCCCUUCUUCCUGCCGAAGGGGGAUCCCCUGAAGCGGGCGCACGUUCGAAUUUGGUCCGACUUCGUCACGGAAAGGAUGCAGAAGAAUUUCUACAUGCUGCUAAUGGACCAGGAUCCGGAGAAACAGGCGACAGCGAAGGGAGCCUUUUUCGCUGAGUGCCGCACUUUCGCCAAAGCCAUGAGUACCGACGGGCCCUACUUCCUUGGGAAGGAAAUUUCGAUGGUUGACAUUGCUCUGUUCCCUUUCUGGCAGCGGUUCCUCUGGGUCGGCGGCUACUACCGAGGCUUGGUAAUGCCGGAUGAUCCGGAGUUCCGCCGGCUACAGUCCUGGUGGGAGGCAUGUUCAGAGCGGCCGGCUUUCAAGAACACCCUGGUCU
Symbiodinium necroappetens is the source of this 813-nucleotide messenger RNA. The record is from the annotation of a GenBank genome assembly. NCBI's taxonomy places the organism in Eukaryota, Dinophyceae, Suessiales, Symbiodiniaceae.